AUGCCGACAGACCCCCACGGCCAAGCCCACACUGGCACCUACGGUUUAUUCGAUGACCCCGACGAGCUCGCGCAGACCACCGCAAUCGAAGAAGCCAACGAAAUCCACCGCCUCGAAGGCCAAAUUCGGCGUCAAGAACGCAGCGACCGACGUCUAGAUCAUAAAAGGGAAAAGGCAGCAAAACGAGCAGCUUCAGGGAAAGCACCAAAGUCGAAGACAUCAUCUUUAUUCAGCAGGGUCUUUGGAGGAGGAGGAGGCAAAAUUUCUGGAAGUAUCCAUGAAUCUGCAAGACUUUUGAGAAACGAUUACGAGGAUGAGGAGGUGGAGAAGAAAGCCAGAAAGUCCGAGUACCAGAUUAUGAGGAGACCAGUGACACCAGAAAUGGUUUAUCAUGCUGAGGAUGUUGAUACAUCGGUGAAUAGUCCGUGGCUAAGCGAGUGUGGUAUGGUUAAAGUUAAGAGCGAUGACAUUGGUGGUUUCCAUAUUGUGUCGAAAAAGGAUAUCAAGAAGAGCGAGUAA
Molecule: messenger RNA, 519 nt
Organism: Alternaria atra
Lineage: Eukaryota; Fungi; Ascomycota; Dothideomycetes; Pleosporales; Pleosporaceae
Exons: 1
Coding region: 1-519 (172 amino acids)
Source: RefSeq, a predicted model, not a curated record